Messenger RNA from Saprolegnia parasitica CBS 223.65, 453 nucleotides. RefSeq lists its product as hypothetical. NCBI's taxonomy places the organism in Eukaryota, Oomycota, Saprolegniomycetes, Saprolegniales, Saprolegniaceae. The record is from RefSeq and is a predicted model, not a curated record. The transcript is spliced from 2 exons. The coding region runs from base 1 to 453 and encodes 150 amino acids.
AUGGCCGUCACCUUCUUCGAGGACCCAGCGUACCAAGGCCAGUCGCUCACGGUCGCCGCGGCCGACGACGCCGCCGCCGCGCUCCAGCGCUGGUCCAAACCGAUUCAAUCCAUCACGCUCGAUGCCAACACGGAGCUCGUGACGUACGAUCGCCCAGAGCGACAAGGCCAGUCCGCGAUCUGGCGCUACUCGACAACACGUCUCGGUAGCUGGACUCAGCGCGUCGCUUCGUUCGAGCUCCGACGAGCAGACGCGGAAGCGACAGUGCUGGACACCAACUGGAAGCACCUCCGCGUUCCCACCGGCUACGUGCAAGUGCGGGCGGGCGACACGAUCGAGUGCCGGUCACAUGAUAGUGUCAACUGCGACGUCCAUAUGGUCAAUGCCACAAGCGACACCCGACGUCCUGUGCACCCUGCUCGGUGCGGCGCCGAGUACGCCAUGAGGCUCUAA